AUUUUGUGUUCAAUUACUCAAAUUUGCAGGAAAACAUCACUUAGUUAUAAAAUUGGCCAUUAGAUUUGCCACAUUUUCACGAAAGCCGGUAUUUUAGCUUGUAAGGCUAGGACGUUAUAGACUAAAAUCAAGAAAUAAAUCGUGUUUAUACUGGACGUAACCUAUAUAGAUUUUAUUUGACCCUGACACGUAUGAAAAAGCCUUAAUGUUGGAUUAUUUACAUUGCAAACAUGAUGCUGGAGUUGUAGUUGUAGACUGAUUUGAUCACUGCAUCCAGACAGUAAUGUCUGGCUAUUUGCGUUCAAGACUCCUCCUUUACACUAGUGGAAAACAUCUGACCAGUUUCUUUGCACCCAGCCAUCAUGUUUUAUCUGAUAAACGGUGUAGAACCUGCUGCCCACAUCCUUCUCAAGCCCGGAGCUUCUCUUCCCGUCGUGGUCGAUCGGAUGGAAGAUCAGGACAGGAAGGAGAAAACACACUGCAUGCUCCAAGACGUGAAGUAGACUUCCAGCUGAGCCGGCUGCAGAUCAACACAGUUCUGCGUGCUAAUGAGCAGGCCGUUUGUAUUCCAGAGUUUGAUGGCCGUAGUGGUCCCAGUCCAGUGCUGAGGUUUGAAAGUAACCAGCUUUCAGCCAAUACUCCACUAGAGGACCGGCGCAGCAGUGCCAGCUGCCUCCAGACUCGUGGCUUGCUUUUUGGCGUGUUUGAUGGACACGGUGGACAUGCAUGCGCUCAAGUGGUCAGCGAGCGUCUGCCUUAUUACAUUGCUGUAUCGAUGAUGUCAGAGUCCGUCCUGGAGGAUCUAGAGGCUGCCAUGGAGACCUUACGACCCGUGCCGCCCAUUCUACAGUGGUACAAGCACCGUAAUGACUACAACUACAGGGAAUCAUCAGCCCUCUAUGUUGAUCAUUUACGUGUUUACUGGCAGGAGCUUCUGUCGAGUGAAGAACAUGGAGAUGGCAUGCGUCCCGCAGAUGCUCUCAUCUAUGCAUUCCAACGACUGGACACAGAUCUUUCUCUUGAGGCACAGGUGCCGCUCGCAAAUGACCUGAUGCGGAACACAGCCAUCCAGGCCGCCUUCGCUGGAUGCACGGCUUGUGUGGCUCACAUUGGACCAGAAGGUGUGCAUGUUGCAAAUGCAGGAGACUGUCGGGCAGUUUUGGGCGUCCAGGAGCAUGAUGGGAGCUGGAGUGCUUUGCCACUCACACAAGACCACAACGCUGCCAAUGUAGCCGAGGUGGAGCGUAUAUGGCAGCAGCAUCCGGCUAGUGAACGGCAUUCUGUAAUCGUAGACGACAGGUUGCUCGGGGUCCUGAUGCCGUUACGUGCGUUUGGAGACGUUCGCUUCAAAUGGAGUCGUGAGCUGCAGCAGAGUGUUCUGGAGAAUGGAGACUCUGAUUCAGAAGCACUGAAUCUUUAUCAAUACGCUCCACCUAAUUAUCUCACUCCACCUUAUUUAGAGGCGACGCCAGAAGUCACCUACCACCGGCUUCGACCCCAGGACCGGUUUUUGAUUUUGGCUUCUGAUGGGCUCUGGGACGAGAUGACCAGUGAUGAGGCGGUCAGGCUUGUGGCAGAACAUCUGACUGGUAUUCAUCUGCAAGCUCCAGUUUCGGCCAGCCAGCUCAACUUGGGACAAAUGCACCAGCUGCUGCUGCAGCGACGGGCCAGAGCAACACCCGCUUUGGAUUUGAACGGAGCCACACAUUUGAUUCGCCAUGCACUGGGCACAAAUGAGUAUGCAGAGAUGGACCAGGAGAGACUGGCAACCAUGCUGGCUCUGCCUAGCGAUUUAGCACGCAUGUACCGAGAUGACAUCACUGUCACCGUGAUUUAUUUUAACCCUAAUUUUAGCAAAACCACAAACUAAUAAGUUCCUUACUGUCUUUUAUAUUGUUGCGUAUACUUAAAAAUGUCUACAGGUGACGUUAAUUUGAGUUUGCAACAGAUGCUUGCAUUUUUUUAAGGAAAAUGUGAAUGCAGACAAUGGUUUGAGUUCAGUGACUCUAAAUGACACUUUAUGGGUUACAAAUGUGAAGGUAAAGUCUUAAUCUGUUUAUGUAGUUCUUUCAACAGAUAGAACUAACAUGCAAAUAAAAAAAGUGUCUAUAUCA
This is a messenger RNA of Carassius gibelio (silver crucian carp), 2114 nucleotides long. RefSeq names its product pyruvate dehydrogenase [acetyl-transferring]-phosphatase 2, mitochondrial-like. Lineage: Eukaryota; Metazoa; Chordata; Actinopteri; Cypriniformes; Cyprinidae. The record is from RefSeq and is a predicted model, not a curated record. The transcript has 2 exons. Gene Ontology annotation, biological process: protein dephosphorylation. Gene Ontology annotation, molecular function: protein serine/threonine phosphatase activity; cation binding. Bases 284 to 1870 code for a protein of 528 amino acids.